AUAAAUAUUCUUCACAUCAGUUCAGAUUAUAAUUUAGCCCCAGAUAGUUCAGAUUUGCAUGUAUGAAUGAUGGCUGGUUGAUCCUUUUAUUGUUGUUUAAGCAAGACAGGGACACAAUAACAAGCAGACACAGUGUGAAAGUGCUGACGCCUGUUGACCUAAUGCUGUACUGAUGUUUGUGCAUAGAGUCACUUGUUUUUUGCACUACAGCCUCUUGCCUACAUGGAUUUUAAAUUUGGAACAUUUUGGUAUUGUGCAAAUAGUAUGUAGGAUACUAUAUUGUAGAUCUUUCAUGCAGAUAAGUUUCAUUCGCCAAUAGAUAACCAACUGCAAACAUCAUUGAACCAAUAAAGGCAAAACCUUUUGAUGCUAUACCUUAGCUUUAUGUAUGUACAAUUGUGCUUAAAAGAAAGGAAGGAGAUUAUUUCAAAAGAUGUACGCAUUAAUGCAAAUGAUGAGUAAGCACAUUGUUGUUUUCCCCUAGGGUUACAGUGUAUGUUUUGACAAGGGUAAAGGGCAAAACAUGCCUUUUUCCAGUAUGGCUAUGCCAGCUAAACCAACAAGACAGGGUAUUUUCUAGAACACAACACUUGCUACAUAAUUUCAACACAUCUUAUUCAAUUGUCGUACAUGGUAUGAAUAAUUAAUUAUUAUCCCUCCUCUAAAGACGUUCCCAAGAGGAAAUUUGUGCCACCAAUGGAAAAAGAUGAGCAUAAUUGCAACCCUGGGCAGCUUUAUGCCAAGCUGCUUGAUGAAUUUGAGAAAAUUAAGUGUUGGAAGGUCAAAGCUGACUCAGACACUGUGCAGAAGGAAAGGAGACUCCAAGAAAACAAAAGAACAAUGGAAACUCAGCGCAAAACCAUUCUAGAAUUGCAGUUUGCAAAUGAAAGUAUUAGCACAAAGCUGGAGGAACAGACGAGUGAAAAUGAGGAUUUGAGGAACAAAGACAACGCAACCAGGAAUUUGUGUAAUAUACUCAAACAUACCUUUCAGCGGUCUGCUGAGAAAAUGCAUCUAUUUGAAUCUGAGAGAGAGGAAACACAUCACCUUUUUAUGGAAAACAGUGAGCGUAUACAGAAAAUAGUUGCAGUAUUUGAAAGCCUUCGAAUUCAAGUAGAAACCGACCAACAAGAAAUGCGGAAAGUAAACGAGGGCCUUCUCCAAUUUGAAGAAAUGAAAGACAAAUAUUGUGCAGAAUAUAAGCUGAAGGAGGAAGAGGUUGCAGGGCUUCAAACAAAACUUGAGAGAAAAGAAAAUGAACUUCAGAAAAUCCAUCUUGACCUCCAUGAAACCCAAAAGCAUUGCAAACAACUCCAAUAUGAAACAGAUCAACAAUAUAAACUUCUCAAAAGCUCAGAAUCUGAUCGGGAAACUCUUCUUCAGAAACUGCACACCGCUGAGCAUGACUAUGAGAAAACUCAGAAAAAAUAUGAAGCCAGUGCUACAGCCAUGGAACAGAGAAAAGCAGAAUAUGCACAGAUCCUCCAAAGCAAGGAUUUAAGCUUGCAAGAGCUCAACAAAUUAAAAAAUCAACAAGCAGAGAAGCAGGAGCAGUUUCAGACAACCAUUAAAGAGCUACAGAAUGCAUUGGCUUUGGAGAUACAAAGGUCUAGAGAAACUAAUGGUGAAUUAAUGGCGAACAUCAAGGAACUUGAAAGGACAAACACCCUUUUAUGUGAGACCAUGGAGCAGAGUACAAACAAGGAUGGGCACAUCAAAACACUUGAAGAUGAGCUGGACAUAAAAUCAAAAUCCAUUGAGUCUCUGAAGGGUAAGAUCCAUGAAAGUGAAGUUAUAGUGAAGGAACUAACAGCCAUGCUUUUGAAGAAAACAAAAGAAGCAGAGAUUGCCUUAAGUGAAAAUGAUCUAAUGAAGAAGGAAUGUGAAGCUGCUGAAAAGGCACAAGAAGAUUUGAAGAAGUUUGCUGUGGCUGAGAUCAAAAUGCAGGAGCUUGAGGAACAGUUGUUGACUGAAAUAAAGAAAAAUCAAGAAGAAGAGGAGCAUUUGAGGAGAGACAUCACAUUGCAUGAAGUAAAAUAUGAAGAGCUCUUGUCCAGCUUUAAUGAGCUUCUGUCUGAGAAGAUGGCCCUUCAACAGCAAUUGGACAGUGGAUCCUCUAAUGUGAAAGAAACUGAGGCAAAUAUGAAGGCAAGUGAGGAGAAGACUGUGAAGCUCACAAGAGAAAUUCAAAGAUUUGAAGAAGAAAACCAAAGCUUGAGGAAGGAAGUAAACUCUCUCAAAACCCAAGUCCAAGGGAAAUGUCAAAAAACUGAGACACUGGAAAAGAAAUUGGGAGAAAAUUGUGAACAUCUGCAGGAGAAAAUUACAGAAAAGGAAAAACAAAUCAAAACAAUGGAAACAAAGGUGAACAAUCUCAGGAAGAAAAUUGAGAAUAAACUUAAAGUCCAGGAGGAAUACCAAAAAGAGAAUAAAAUGCUAAAGAAACAAAUAGCAAAUGCAGCUGCAACAACCAAACAUCUUGAAAAUCAGAUCAGCAGUCUUCAGGAUGAGUCCCAUAACCUUAGAAGACUCCAUGAAGAGGAACAGCAGAAACUCCUUAAGGAUCUUGAACAUAAAAUGAGCUCUGCAAUAGAACUUGACAAUGAGGUACAAAAGCUCAGGUUAACAGCAGUGGAGGCCAUUAAGAACAGGGAAGAUGUAGAACUCAAGUGUCAACACAAGAUUGCAGAUAUGGUCACACUCAUGGAGAAACAUAAGAGCCAAUGUGACCGAAUGGUUGAAGAAAAGGAUGCAGAGCUGGAUAAAAACAAGAAGAAAGAGAUGGAGGCUGUUGCCCAAAGUAAAUCACUGGGGCUGGAUCUCUUAAAGCAUCAGACUGAAAAUUAUCAGCUGAAGAAACAGCUGAAGUCAGAAAGAAAACAGACGGAAAACCUACAGAAGGAGCUAACUUGUUUGAAGAAAGAGGUGUCAUUGAUAAAAAUCAACCAGCUGUCAGACGCACGAAGCAAGCAGUCACCUGCUUCAAACGUUAAAAGAGGAAGAAGGUGUUCAGAGACUCCAAAAGCGAGUGCUGCAAAGACACAUGUGUUUGACUUCACCAUGAGCAGGAAUACACCCACCUACAACAGAGAUGGUGGAAAUGCUGCACUUUCAAAGAGUAUGAUGAGCCCAAAGGACAUUGGGAAUGAUGACGCAAGACCUCAUAGACGUUUGAGCCAGGACAGGACCUCAAAGAUCAGGUCCUACAGAAUAAGAACACCACCCUCUGGUGAAAAAGCAGCACUUUUGGGCAAGGUCACCGUUGAGCUCGACCCCAAGUCUGACAGCUCAGAUCAAAAUGAUCUCUUGACCUUUGCAAAUAUAUCUGCUGUUCCAUCCUGCAAACUCAACAUCUCCCAAAAGAGCCCCAUCACUCACAAAUCACCGGGGAACCUCUUGAAGUUGGCUGCAAUGAAACGUAUGAGAGAUGCUGGUUGGACUGCAGUCACUGGCCGUGACAAGAAAAAGAGGAAAAACAACGAGACAGUCUUUGCUUAAGUGUAGUCCUGUUACUGGUCAGAUAUAUAGUAUUAACGAUAUAUAUUACAUUGGUUUAAGAGUUCAUAUUCCAAUGGUCUUCAUAUGCAUAUAGAUGAUAGUGUUCUGUUAAGGAUUCGAUAGACAAUAUUGAUCUUUAAAGUCAAGUUUAUUUCUAAACAUGCAGAGACAGUACUGUUAUGAAUUAGUUGAACAGUAUUACUAUUGGUAUUGUAGUGUGUGAGCCACCUAUGUUUCUUGAGGCUUUACUGGUGUUCACAAAGUUCAUAUAGUUGGUGGUGAGGGUAUUACUAUUUUACUCUCUUACUAUUACUUAAUAUAUCUUAUCUUAUCUUAUCUUAUAUCUUAAUAUAUCAAUCCAUCCAUCUCUAUGACUGGCAGCGAUGCAAGUGAUAUUAGUAAAAGUUUGUUCAAACUGUU
This is a messenger RNA of Solea solea (common sole), 3918 nucleotides long. RefSeq names its product synaptonemal complex protein 1 (gene sycp1). The record is from RefSeq and is a predicted model, not a curated record. NCBI's taxonomy places the organism in Eukaryota, Metazoa, Chordata, Actinopteri, Pleuronectiformes, Soleidae. Gene Ontology annotation, molecular function: double-stranded DNA binding. Gene Ontology annotation, biological process: synaptonemal complex assembly; lateral element assembly; chiasma assembly. Gene Ontology annotation, cellular component: transverse filament; male germ cell nucleus; central element. The coding region runs from base 697 to 3498 and encodes 933 amino acids. The transcript has 31 exons.